Messenger RNA from Beta vulgaris subsp. vulgaris (sugar beet), 2052 nucleotides. Its product is annotated as eukaryotic translation initiation factor 5. The record is from RefSeq and is a predicted model, not a curated record. Bases 464 to 1810 code for a protein of 448 amino acids. Gene Ontology annotation, molecular function: GDP-dissociation inhibitor activity; translation initiation factor activity; eukaryotic initiation factor eIF2 binding. Gene Ontology annotation, biological process: translational initiation; formation of cytoplasmic translation initiation complex; formation of translation preinitiation complex. Gene Ontology annotation, cellular component: cytosol. The transcript is spliced from 2 exons. NCBI's taxonomy places the organism in Eukaryota, Viridiplantae, Streptophyta, Magnoliopsida, Caryophyllales, Amaranthaceae.
GUGGAUAUAAAUAUGACCAUAACAUAUGUGCCCUUUCUUUUGUACCGCCGCUACGUUACUGCCGCCUUCAUCUCUUUUUUCUCUCUCCUCUCUCUCCUCUCUCUCUCGUGCCUGCUACUUUCACCUUCCCCCAACCCUCUCCUAUUUCUCGAUUCCCAGGACUGGCAUUAGCCCUGCUGUAGCUGCAGUUCGCAAAAGUGGAGUCCGAAUCAUUUUUUAUGUCUGAACGAGCAUCUCUCUUCUUGUCAUCAAUCGGUUUGCUUGGAGAGUAUUGCCCUACGUCAAGAAAAAAGGAUAGUCCUAUCUCAGGAAAAUUGAGUUGUAUGCAUAUUGGGAAUAUUGAGGACUAUUUUCUUAAUCGUCCAGGUUGCAAUUUUAUGCAGCCUUCUUACCUUCCGAUAUCAGCUCUUGCUUCCACUGCUUCCUAACAAACUCCUAUCAAGUUAACACUUCUUUGAACAAGAUGGCACUGCAGAACAUUGGUGCUGGAAACCGUGAUGAUGCCUUCUACAGGUACAAGAUGCCAAGGAUGAUCACAAAGAUUGAAGGUCGGGGAAAUGGCAUCAAAACCAACAUUGUCAACAUGGUUGAUAUAGCAAAAGCGUUGGCUAGGCCUGCUGCCUACACUACGAAGUACUUUGGUUGUGAGCUUGGAGCGCAAUCCAAAUUUGACGAGAAGACCGGGAUCUCUCUUGUCAAUGGAGCUCACGAGACAGCGAAACUUGCUGCACUUCUUGAGAUUUUUAUCAAGAAAUAUGUUCAGUGCUAUGGGUGUGGCAACCCUGAGACUGAAAUUCUUAUAACUAAGACUCAGAUGCUACAACUCAAAUGUGCUGCUUGUGGGUUUAUGUCUGAUGUGGAUAUGAGGGACAAGCUUACGACCUUCAUUCUUAAGAACCCACCUGAAGUGAAGAAAUCAUCCAAGGACAAGAAAGCCAUGAGAAGGGCAGAGAAGGAACGCCUUAAAGAAGGUGAGGCUGCUGAUGAGGAGCAGAAGAAAUUGACGAAAAAGGAUGGAACUAAGCUGAAGAAGUCCUCCAAAGAAGUUGCAUCUAAACCAACCAAGAAGAAGACCCAGGGGUCUGAUGAGGAUCAUUCUCCUACUGCAAGCCAGGCAGAUGAUAAUGUACCUGUGGCAGCUGUUGAUGAUGAUGAUGAUGAUGAGGAUGAUAUUCAAUGGCAGACUGACACAUCUAUGGAGGCAGCGCAGAAGCGGAUAAAAGAGCAGCUUAGUGCUGUGACUGCAGACAUGGUUAUGCUCACAACUGAAGAGAAGUCCACUCGGAAGAAGUCCCCACCUCGAAAAGCAGAAGCCGAGGUCAAAGCUGAAUCAAAUGGCUCUCACUCUGACCCACAACAGACUCUUGUUAAGGACUUGAAGGAAUACCUGAAGAUGGGCUGUACUGCAAGCCAAUUGAAGACUCACUUGGCUUCAUGCUCGGGAACCACCCAAGAGGUAGUGGAUGCUCUGUUCGAGGCUCUCUUUGAUGGUUUGCAGAAGGGUUUUGCCAAAGAGGUCAAUAAGAAAAAGAAUUACAUUGUUGCUGCCCUAGCUUAUGCUGAAGGUUCGCAGCCAAUCUUGUUGCACGCUAUUGAGUCUUUCUGUGGAAAAGCAAGUCCCGAUGCUGUUAAGGAGGUUGCUGUUGCUCUGAAGUUUCUUUAUGAUGCUGAUGUGUUGGAGGAAGAGGCUAUCGUUACUUGGUAUGAGCAGGGAUCAACUGGCAACAACAAGGGCGCACCUGUUUGGAAGUUUGUUAAGCCCUUUGUAGAGUGGCUCCAGAGUGCAGAGUCCGAGACCGAGGAGGAGUGAUUUUGAUAUCCAGUUUAUCCAAUAUUAUGCAUGUCUAUUUCAGUUAUUUUGAGUAUUUGGAAUAAGUGAUUGAACUUUUAGAUGGUCGCUGGAAAUGUGGUGUUUCAGGUUGUGUUGUCUGCGUGCUAUACUUGGUCGUUUCUGAUUUACACCGUAGUUAUGUGUUGUCGUUUGGUAUUUUAGUGAACAAUUUGUUGGUACUUGGUUUGAAUUUAUAGUAUGCUAUGAUCUAAUUAUUGUCA